GAAUCCAAACAGGGCCUGAGAGAGAAGGGAGAGGGGAGUAAAAAGGAAAAUCCCCCGCCCCGUCCUGCCGUAAAGCCCACACGUCGUCGCAUUGACUUCGCCCUCUCCCUCACCCAUCUGCCUCGCGGAGCUCGCACGCCCACCCACGCGAGGAGCUCCGUCCCUCCACCCGCUGCGCCUCGACCCCGGCCGGCGGCGGCUCUCGCCUCAUGUUGAACCACCCCCGCUCCCGGCCCGACUCCCCAUCCCCGUUCCUCCACGGCCUGCCGCAGCCGCCCCACGCCGCCGCCGGGACGGGGGAGCUCCCGCGGAUGGACCCGCCGUCGUCGUCGGGCAGGGGGCCGGCCACGCCGCGGCGGCAGCUGCAGGGCCCGCGCCCGCCCAGGCUCAACGUUAGGAUGGAGUCGCACGCCAUCCGGAAGCCCUCCUCGGCGUCGGGGGCCCUGGCUCCCGCCGCGCCGGCGCAGGGGGCGCCGCCGAGGCGGGACGACCACCAGCAGCAGCAGCAGCAGCAGGCCCCGCCUCCGCGGGCGCCCGUCAUCAUCUACGACGCGUCGCCCAAGGUCAUCCACGCCAAGCCCAGCGAGUUCAUGGCCAUCGUGCAGUCCCUCACGGGCCCUGGAUCCGGCGCGCCGCCGCGGCGGCAGGAGCGCCACCGCCAGGCGGACGACGGCGGCGGCGAAGACGGCGACGACGACGUGCUGCUGCUGGACCAGGCGGCGACGGCGUUCCUGCCCCCCGAGCUGCUGCUCUCGCCGUCCGCCGCCAUGUCCCCGGCCGCGCGCCUCGCCACCAUCGAGCGCUCCGUGCGCCCGGCCCCCGACUACGACGUGGGCGUCCUCUCGGGCGGCGGGGGCGGAGACGACGGCACCCUCGCGGCCGUGCUCGGCCCCGUGCGCCACCCCAGCAUCCUCUCCCCGCUGCCGUCCGCGCUCCCGCCCGCCGCCGCGUCGGGGCUCUUCUCGCCGCUGCCCUUCGACCCCAGCGGCAUCAGCUGGCUCAACGAGCUCAGCCCGAUCCUCCGGGCCGCCUCCUCCGCCGGCCCCGGCGCCUCCUCGUCCUCCUUCGCGGCCGUCGCCGCCGCCAGCAACGGCGGAUCCCGGCCCCAGCCGCCGUCCUACUACUCCGACCCCUUCGUUCCCAGCCCCCGCAACCUCCUCGCCACGCCCACCGUGCCGUCGCCCACCGCCGUCGCCGAGUUCUUCGGCAGCUUGCCGGAUCUCUAGCUCGCCGUCGCCGUCGCUGCCGCCGCCGCCGCGUCCGUCCAAGACGGAUGCAGUGCAGCAGCAGCAGCAGCAGCGGCCGAAACUUUAGCUACAUUUUUCUACUCCUUUUCCCUGUAACACCAAGGGAAAAAAAAUCUUCUUUCUGGCGGGUAGGGCAAGUUGGUGGGCCCGGCACCGAUGCCAAUUUGAUUAGUGCAGUAUUGCAGUGGAGAAAAGGGGUGGGAACAGAAUUCCGAAAGAAUGGCAAAAGAUAGUUCAGAGUAGCAGCAGCUGGUGUGUAGAAGCAGCCGGCCGGCACAGCACUAGGAACUUUUGUUUAUUUCUUCUUCCUCUUGGAUUUACUAGGCUUGCUACACACCUUGUGUAGGCCAAAGGAGAUGACUGUUUGUUUAAUGGAGGAUUGGUUAAUUCUUUUCUUAGCUUGGUGAUGUGCUCA
Molecule: messenger RNA, 1662 nt
Organism: Panicum virgatum (switchgrass)
Lineage: Eukaryota; Viridiplantae; Streptophyta; Magnoliopsida; Poales; Poaceae
Product: progesterone receptor-like
Exons: 1
Coding region: 210-1226 (338 amino acids)
Cellular component (GO): nucleus
Source: RefSeq, a predicted model, not a curated record